AUGGUCCUCCUCAAGCUCAAAAUGCAUGCCCAGUCCACUAUGGUCAAACGUACAUGCCUAAAGAUCUCCUUCAAGUUCUUUGGACCUUUCAAGAUUGCAGAGCAUCUCCCGAACCGGGCCUUCGUCCAGAACCCGCAAUCCACGGGCGACAUACUAACCCCGAGCCCGAGCACUGCACCGCUUUCUCCUUCCCCUUGCUUCGCGUCGCGGACUCACGGGCGCGGCGCGACUCCUGCCGCUGCCGGCACCGGCGAGCAUCGGCGGCGGCUGCUGCGUCGGAGGCAGGCAGGCACCCAUUCCGUCCUCCGCUCCGGCGACGUUGAAGAGGUCGACGGCGCGCGCUUCGCUCACCACCCGCUCCUCCUCCGCCGCCCCGCCCGCGUGGGUAAGCGCACCAUCCUCUCCUCCGCCUCCCCCGGUCCCCCCUCGGGCGCGACGCGCGUGCGCCGCCAGCCGGAGCAGAUGGAUGACCGAUUUUGGGUCCGUUUCCCAUGGAUUUCGGUUCGAUUAGAUGAGUCGGUGCUUUGUAGUUCAUAUUGAUUGAGCGAUUGCUGCUGGAUAUGGUCCUGGAAUGAUCUUGUUUUUGUCUGUCUCGCUGUAUCGUUGUGUGCAUGCCUCUUGUGGUUGUUCUGCUGCAGUGCUGCUUCAGUUCCAGGCCUCCGUGCUGUUUGUAGUGCCCGCGGUAGCGUGUUAAGGUUCUGGGUCAAUUCU
Messenger RNA from Triticum aestivum (bread wheat), 711 nucleotides. RefSeq lists its product as uncharacterized. The coding region runs from base 1 to 540 and encodes 179 amino acids. The transcript is spliced from 3 exons. The record is from RefSeq and is a predicted model, not a curated record. Lineage: Eukaryota; Viridiplantae; Streptophyta; Magnoliopsida; Poales; Poaceae.